AUGACUGAUUGUGAUUUAAUCGAUAUGGGUUACUGUGGUAGCCCGUACACAUGGUCAGAUUAUCAAACAAAGGAGCGUCUAGAUAGGAGUCUGUGGACUGAGGAGCUUCAAAAUUUAUUUCCCUGCUCCCGUAUUACUCAUCUGCACUCGAGUACCUCUGACCACAGUCCUCUGCUUGUGGCAGUCAGUGAUGCUCCGGUACGUCAGUCUGGGAGGAGAAAAGCAUUGUUCAGCUUUGAGCAAUAUUGGGCGACUCAUCAGGAGUGUGAGGAGGUGAUCCAGAGGGGUUGGCAAACAGCAGCUGAGGGUGAUCCUAUGAGUAAAGUCUGCCAACGCAUUAAGCAGACAGGAAAAGAUUUGUUUAAGUGGCAGAAGAGUACGUUUAAGUUUCGGCAGGUUGAAAUGCGAGCAAUCCGAGCUAGGUUGGAUGAUUUGAUGAAAACUCCCUUUGUUGCAUCUGAUCUUGCAGAAAAACAGGCUCUUCAAGCCAAGUUUCAAGAGCUACUUACUCAAGAAGAAACGUUGUGGAUACAAGAUCUAGGGCUUUGUGGUUAA
Rosa rugosa (rugosa rose) is the source of this 555-nucleotide messenger RNA. RefSeq lists its product as uncharacterized. The transcript has a single exon. NCBI's taxonomy places the organism in Eukaryota, Viridiplantae, Streptophyta, Magnoliopsida, Rosales, Rosaceae. The record is from RefSeq and is a predicted model, not a curated record. The coding region runs from base 1 to 555 and encodes 184 amino acids.